AUGGCUCAGGGUGAAGCUCAGAACUUGGGGAAGAAUGAAAGUGAGGUGAAUGGCCUUGCAAGUCACUGUCACUCGGCGGGCUUGAGACGGAGAAGGAAGCCACCCUAGACAGGACUCUCACCAAGCUUCAAGCCACCUACCAAAGACUUGGCCUCGGGCUCCACCGCACUCUGGAGCCUGAGGCCAAGGCCUCUGACUCGGGCUCCACAGCCAUCCUGUGGAGUCUGGGGCUGAGGUCUUCUGCUUGGGCCCUCAAGGCCUGGGCUGGAGACUCCGCCUCAGACUCCAGAGACGACUGGGAAGCACGAGAUUGGGGACCCCGACCGGCAACACGUCACCCGAGAGGAAGAUCCGGCAGCGGCUCUGACCCUGCCGGACAUAACCAGAAAACAAGGUAG
Molecule: messenger RNA, 398 nt
Organism: Caenorhabditis auriculariae
Lineage: Eukaryota; Metazoa; Nematoda; Chromadorea; Rhabditida; Rhabditidae
Source: the annotation of a GenBank genome assembly